Messenger RNA from Neocloeon triangulifer, 1850 nucleotides. Its product is annotated as delta(24)-sterol reductase-like. The record is from RefSeq and is a predicted model, not a curated record. Bases 185 to 1687 code for a protein of 500 amino acids. Gene Ontology annotation, biological process: steroid metabolic process. NCBI's taxonomy places the organism in Eukaryota, Metazoa, Arthropoda, Insecta, Ephemeroptera, Baetidae. Gene Ontology annotation, cellular component: cytoplasm; membrane. Gene Ontology annotation, molecular function: Delta24(24-1) sterol reductase activity; FAD binding. The transcript is spliced from 11 exons.
GAUUUUCUUCAACAUCCUUUUCUGUUUCUGUUUUCAUAACAUCAUGCCGUGACUUAAGCACUCAUUCGAUCGACUUUUUCCAACGGGUUUAGAGGAGAAAUUUCCCUCUGAAUGGACACCAGCUCACCCUAGCCCGCAUUGUGCUUCAAUCUUUUGAGAACCAUCGGAGGUCAAAGUCUUCAAGAUGGGCCAGAGCGACCAGUUGCUGGAGCACAUUUUGAUCAACUACCGCUGGUUUUUUGUGUGCUUUUUCCUGCUCCCGGCCUCCUUCUUUUAUGAAGUCUGGAAUUACUUCAGAAACAGCAUCGUAUUUAAGCUGAGCAGUGCGCCUGGCAAACAUGCUGCCAAAGUGCAAAAAGUUCAAAAACAGGUUCGAGAGUGGAACAGAAAUGGUCAGAAAGGCCAUAUGUGUACGGCUCGACCAGGCUGGCAGACCAUGAGCUUUCGACAAGGAGUUUAUAAAAAAAGCUUUCAUCAAGUUGAAGUCAACCUGGUUGAUGUUUUAGAAGUUGAUACAAAAAACAAGACUGUCCGAGUAGAACCUUUGGUUUCAAUGGGUCAGUUAAGUGCUGCAUUGUCGCCCUUGGGCUGGACUAUUCCUAUUGUUCCUGAAAUUGAUGAUUUGACUGUUGGCGGUCUAAUCAUGGGCACUGGAAUAGAGUCUUCGUCACACAAGUAUGGUCUUUUUCAACACAUCUGUGUUGAAUAUGAACUUGUCUUAGCUGAUGGCAGCCUUGUUACUGUGACUAAGGAAUCAGACCCUGACUUGUUUUAUGCUGUUCCAUGGUCUUACGGUACUCUUGGUUUUCUCACAGCUGCCAAAAUCAAGAUCGUGCCAUGUACCAAGUAUAUCAAAUUGAACUACAAGCCAGUGUAUUCACUAGAUGAUGCUGUGAAAGAGUUUUCCGAUGCCUCAAUGAGCAACAAUCAAUUUGUCGAGGGUAUUAUGUUCACCUUAAAUAAAGGUGUUGUCAUGACAGGAAACAUGGUUGAAGCACCGCAGCACAGCGACAAGGUCAACAAAAUUGGGAAGUGGUACAAACCUUGGUUUUUUAAGCACGUGGAGAGCUACCUGGUCACAGGAAAAACUGGGAGCGAGGUCAUUCCUUUGAGAGACUAUUACCAUCGACACACAAGAUCUAUUUUUUGGGAACUGCAGGAUAUUGUUCCAUUUGGAAACAAUAGGCUGUUUCGUUUACUGCUUGGCUGGAUCAUGCCACCAAAAAUCUCGUUCCUUAAACUAACACAGACAGAUGCUGUGAAAAGGCUGUAUGAAAAUAACCACAUUAUUCAAGAUAUGCUUGUACCUGUAACCAACCUCAAGGAAUCGCUGCAAGUUUUUAAUAAAGAAGUGAAGGUGUAUCCUGUUUGGCUUUGCCCUUUCAAACUCUGUGCUGAUCCAGGAAUGCUGAAAACACCAAAAGAAAGGAUGUUUGUGGACAUUGGAGUUUAUGGCGUACCUGAUCCCAAUACAGACUUUCAGCCUCGAGAGACUACAAGGAGGAUAGAAAACUUUGUUAAAAAAUGCCAAGGCUUUCAAAUGCUUUAUGCUGACACUUACACCACCAAAGAAGAAUUCCGACAAAUGUUUGAUCAUACUCUCUAUGACCGAGUCAGGAGACGACUUAACUGUGGCAAAGCAUUCCCGGAGGUAUAUGAUAAGGUCAGCAAAGCAGCCAGAUAUUAAUUGGCCUCUACAAUGUGAUACAUUUUUUACUUUGAUUUUUUUUUAUUGUUUAUAAUUACCAAUUCCUAUUUCUUUGAUGUAUUAUUGACCUUUUAUAAUGCACACACAUACUGCCUCCAGGUAUAUUCAAAAAUAAAAUUCUUUUUUUCAAUUUGAUACUAUA